AUGAAUACUAAUAAUUAGUUAUUAAAACCCAUCUUACACGUAGCUCAGAGCAGCAGCGACUAUUCUAAAAUAAAUAAUAUGAGUGGAGCAAAUAACUCAAACUCUUAUCAUAAGAUAGCUGCAAAUCUUUUUACUAAUUAGCUCUAAUCCUAAUAACAGUAGCAAUAACUUUAGUAGCAGUAGCAGUAAUAAUAAUAUUUGUAUUCAAGUCCUUAGACUAUACAAAAAAAAAUAUUACAAUAAUAGUCAGAUUCUUCUAGGUAACCUUAGAAUUUCUUGUAUGAAUCAGUUGACUAUAAAAUAGCUACAUAGUCAUCAGCUUAAAAUUCUCCUUUCCAUAUUUAGCCAAUUAAUAGCUAUCAAGCUGGGGCUCUGUCUUAAAGCAAUAAUGGUGGCUGCAGAAAUUAAUCUCCUUAUUCAGGAAACAAUAGUUAUCUCUUUAGCAAUAAUAAUAACACUUCUUCUUAAUAGCAAAAUAUUAAUUAAAAUCUACUUUUCGAUAAGACAGCGAGUUUGAUGAAAUAGAAUAGCAGUAAUUAGUAAAAUAUGCAAAUAAGCGCAACUCCAAGUAUAAGCAACAUUAAUUAUUUAAAUAGUAGCAUGAAUUAAGGUUAAGCUAAAUGUCAUAGUGCAACAAGCAUCCAUUUUGAAUUGCGUGAUUUAUAGCAGGAGCGCUUUCAAGUUAAGAUGAUGACCAAUUAUUCUGGCACUGAAGAAAACUCACCUAUGCAAGCUAGAAUUGCAGAUAGAUUUAAUUUGCAUAAAUAAAGAGAUGUAAGUAAAGGCAGAUAAAAUUCAGAAGAUCAAAAUAAAAAAAUACAUCAGUCAAUAAACGAAUUGGAAGGAGAAUGGAAUAAAUUAAAAUAAAUCCAUAACUUAGAUAAUAGAAGCCAAUCACCAUUUAAUAAUAGUUUGAAUAAUAGCGCAUUGAAUAUAGCUAAAACAAACAAUCUGCAAGCAGGCUAAUAAAGAUUAAGUGAUUAAUUGAAUAGAGAUUAAUGGAAUACUUAGGUAUCAGAUAAUUGUUCUGUUCAUGACCAAAGUUAUGAUAACACGAUUAAGACUUAAGGCUCAAUAAAAUCUCUCACUAGUAGCUGUAAAAGGAUUCGUACUUAAGGAGAUUCUACUAACAAUGGAAGUAACAACUCUCUCAAAUAAAUUGUCCACACUCCUUCAAGAAAACAAAAGGAUUAAAGUGCUAGCAGCAUCAAAAAAACAUAAAUUAUUAAUAAAUCUAUUCCUUUAACAAAAAUUAAUUUAGAUUAAAUGAGAACAAAUUCAUACUCUAGUCGUUCACAAGGUGAGCAAGUCACAUAAUAUAUAGUAAAGAAGGAUUCUAGAUAAAAUUCUUCUUAAAUCUCAAACAGAAACAGUUUAAAUAACUCCAAUUCCCUAAUAUCUACAAAUACUAAUAAUCCUAACUCUAAUCAUGUUUAAAAUAAAUCCCCAAUAAGCAGAAAUAGUUCUUAAGAUGAAUUCGCAGCUCCUAAAUCACCUGACACUACAUUCUUAAAAAUUUAAGAGAAAUACUAAAAUGUACAUAAGCAAAAAACUGGAAGUAAGCACCAGGAUUCAAGCAAUUAAUCUAUAAAUCUAUCCUAAAAUUAACAAAAUAACUCAUAAUACUAAGUCUAUAAUAACCAAUAACAACUAAGCACAAAUUAUUCUCAAAAUAUGCUUAAUCUCAACUAAUAGAACUAAGAGACAAAUGCUAAUAGCAAUCAACAAUAUUAGAAAAAUUCCUUUUCAGAUUUGAGCGUUUCACCAUAUCAAAGUCAGAUUAUGUCUCAUCACUCCUCAAAUAUGAUAGGAAGUAAUACACUACAUUAAUACCCAUCAAUUAUAUCUUAGUCUUCUGCUUACCAAGCUAAUCAAGCACCUUAAGUUUAAUAACCUAGCAGUUACCCACUUCCUCUUAAGCGCUACUCUUCUUUAUAAAACGACUUAACCAAUAACUUUAAUAAUUAAAACAAUAAUAUUUAUAUUAAUAAUAGCCAAGAUUAAUCUGAUAUUUUCCAUUUUAAUACAUAAGCAAGCGGUGCUUCACCUUUUAAUAACAAUAAUAUAAUCAAUAACUAAUUGAAAUCUCCAGCAUCUUACCGUAGCAGCAAUUAAUAAAGUAUAAGCAUUCAACAGAAUAGCAAUACCCCUUAAUACAAUAAUAAUAUUUCUAAUAAUUAUGAUUCAAACAAUGGCAAUAACUCUGCUUUGAGAUAAUUACAUUAAAAUACAAUUAAAAUCAAUGAGCAAACUAAUUAAAUUAAUUAAGUGCCACAUUCAAUGCAAACUAUAAAUUAACUUUAAAAUGCAUAGUCUAUGAACUAUUUAAUUACUUAAAAUUAUGCUGCAAAUAACCCAUCAACAAGAGUUUCAAAUGCUUACUAAAUUUCAAAAAGUGGUUAGCAUAGUAACAGACAAAGUGAAUAAUCUCAAAUUUAGUAAUAAUUUGGAGAAAAUCAAAAUCGUAUCUUGCAACAAACAGCAUCACCACCAGGUGGAUUUUCUGAUGCUCUAAGUUAAGUAAAUUAAAAAAAUUAAAUUCCUAACUCAAAAGAAAAAUCAAUAAUAUAACCUGUAAGAGCAAGUCCUGUUAAAAAAAUGAUAUCAGAUGUAAAACCUCAAUAUCAAUCUCAGUAAUCGCCAAAAUAAAAUGGUUUAGUUAAAGGAAUAUAAGGUAGCAAUUGUUACAGCAACAACAAUAACAAUAGUUUAGGAACAUAUAGCAGCAAUACUUAUAAUUUAAGCUAUACUCCUUAAAUGAAUGCUUCCUCUCAAUAAAAUGCAUACUAAAUUUCAGGUAAAAAAGACAUGACUUAAAUAAUCAUGAAUAAAAUUAAAAAAAUGAAUGUUGCUAGAAUUUCUUUGAAUGAGGAUGAUGACUUACUUUUUUAAUCUACCGAUGCUGAAUCUUAUAGUAAUUUAACAAAUGGCUCAAACAAAAACUACAUCAAUGCUAAGGGUAAAGCUAACAGUAAGAUGGUUGACAUGAAAAGUAUGAAUGGAAAUAACAAUAAUAAUGACUAUCUUUAAUCUCUUUAAAUCUAAGAAAUAGACCAUAUAUAAAAAACUAUUUAAUAAUAAUAAAUGAAAUCAAAAUAGGAUUAUAUCUAUCAAUUAUCGGAUAAUUAAGCAAAUAAUAUUGAGGUUUUUUCUACAAACUCAUAAGCAAUGCAUCUGACUGAUACAGUAUCCCCACGCUCAGUUCCCUCUCAAAUUUAAUAGAUGACUAAUGAUCCUACUAAGAUAUCAUAUAAAACUAAUAUCUUAUCAAAUCAAAAGUAUUUCAUAACAAAUGAAGCAAAUGAUAAAAAUAUUCCUUAAAAAUCUCAAGAAGAAGUAUAUAGAGAUUUAAUGAUGUAUAAGCAAAAGAGUAAUAUAAGUCCUGUUAAACAAAAUUAAAUUAGCCAGAAUUAGCUUGAGAAUAAUACAGCAACAAGCUCAUUUUUAAAUUCAAAUGGACAACAAGUAAAAGAAAGUUUCAUAUAAAGUUAAACUCAGAAGCCAUAUAUUAUCUCAUAAAAUAAUUUGCAACUAACUCCAAUAAAUUAGAAGAAAGUUUCAAGCAAUACUAACUAUUCGCAGAAGUUAUUGGAUUCGAUUUAAAAGCACUCAAGAAUCCAUAAAGAGAAUUAGUAAAAUAUUUAUUCUAACAUUCAAAAAAUAUGA
Messenger RNA from Tetrahymena thermophila SB210, 3666 nucleotides. RefSeq lists its product as hypothetical. The transcript has 3 exons. NCBI's taxonomy places the organism in Eukaryota, Ciliophora, Oligohymenophorea, Hymenostomatida, Tetrahymenidae. The record is from RefSeq and is a predicted model, not a curated record.